Messenger RNA from Rotaria sp. Silwood1, 1425 nucleotides. NCBI's taxonomy places the organism in Eukaryota, Metazoa, Rotifera, Eurotatoria, Philodinida, Philodinidae. The record is from the annotation of a GenBank genome assembly.
AUGCACACAGUUUUUCGAAUUGGUGAUGUUCGAAAAAUUGACAAGGAAAGUCCACUUUAUGAAGUGGAUCUCAAACUUACAGCAGAUGAUGAUCAACAACUCCGUCGAUUAACCAAAAGUAUAGCAGAAGAGAUCGGUGGCACCGGGUGGUAUCGAUUGGGUCAAUUGCUGCUCAAAAUAGCUCAAUUCGACAAGGCCGAGGAAUUGUAUACCGCAUUACUAGAACAGGCAUUGAACGACAGCGAUAAAGCACAUCUUUAUCAUCAACUUGGAUGGUUGAAAGAUGACCAAGGACAAUACAAAGAAGCAGCUUCAUUUUAUGAGACAUCUCUCAAAAUCAAACGAAAAACUCUCCCAGAAGAUCAUCCUUCAUUGGCUAAUACCUACAACAACAUCGGUCUCGCAUAUAACUACUUGGGUGAAUACCCGAAAGCACUUGAAUUUUACGGAAAAUCGCAUAAAAUUUACGAAAGAUCUCUGCCAUCGAAUCAUCCUGAACUGGCUGGUUCCUACAACAACAUCGGUCAAGUGUAUAACAACAUGGGUGACUACUCGAAAGCACUUGAAUUUUUCGAAAAAGCACUUAAAAUAAGAGAAACAGCUCUGCCUCCGAAUCAUCCUGAUUUGGCUAUUUCCUACAACAACAUCGGUGCAGUAUAUAACGCCAUGGGUGACUACUCGAAAGCACUGGAAUUUUACGAAAAAGAUCUAGAAAUCAUAAAAAAAGCUCUGCCUCCGAAUCAUCCCGAUUUGGCUCAAUCCUACAACGAAAUCGGUACAGUGUAUUACAACAUGGGUGACUACUCGAAAGCACUUGAAUGUUUCAAAAAAUCACAUAAAGUCUUCCAGGAAACUCUACCUGCAAAUCAUCCUCAUUUGGCUUAUCCAUACAACUGGUUUGGAAAGAUUUAUCGCAGUAUGAAAGAUUAUCCAAGAGCACUUGAGAAUUUCGAAAAGUGUCUCUCAAUAUGGCAAAAAGCCUUAUCUAAAAAUCACCCCCUUCAAGCUGUGGCAUAUAGUAAUAUUGGUGAUGUUCAUCGACUAAUGGGAGAUUAUGAAAAAGCAUUGUUAUUUCAUCGAAAAGCAUUAAAUAUCCAAGAAAAUGUUCAAUGUAAUCCUCUCGAAUGUGCAUUAACAUAUAUAAAUUUAGGUGAAACUUAUCGAGAAAUGAAAGAUUAUUCAACAGCAUUGACAUAUUUUCAAAAAGGAUUAGAAAUACGUCAGAAGAAAUUACCAAAAGAUCAUCCUGAUUUAGCUGUUGUAUAUCACAAUAUGGCAAAAUUAUAUUUAUCUACUCGACAAUAUAAUAUGGCAAUGAAAAAUAUUCAACAAACGAUUGAAAUUGCACAAGAAAAAUUACCUUCAACUCAUCCUCAUCUUUUGGACUAUAAAGAAACAUUUGAAAAAAUUCGAAAGAAAAUGUAA